UCGGUGGAUGAUCGUUUGGUUUGGUUGGUUAUGGUUGUUUAUUCCCUCGGUAGUGAGAGUCGUAUAGAAAUGUUCUGAAAAUGGUUCGGACAAGACAUAGUGGUGAUGGCGAGGAGGAAUGCUCUCCUAAGUUUUUAUCUCUUAGGAACGAGAGGAACCGUCAUGGAAUAAAGAGCACAGAGGGCAAAGAAGAUGGUCAACAUCCAACACUGUCCUAUAGGGGAGGGAGACAUGCUUACAAUGUAUUUGAAGACAAAGUUGUGGAAUCACGCCUACGGCCUCGUGUAGGGCCGAGCCAUGCCUAUAAUUAUUUGGAUGCAGACUCUUCUGAUGAUGAUUCGUACAGACACAGUCGUCGUCAGCCCAUGCAUGAGAUGAUGUCUUCUCGACGGCGGUCGCGCUACAGCCGAUCGCAUGAUAUUAAGCAGGAGUUGCUGGAAGAACACCAGGUGAGGUCUGAGCGAAGGCAGCGCAGGAGAAUGUCUGCCCCUGCGGAGGAGAGUCAAGAUCACUCAGUGACCGAUGAUGACGAUGAACACACAGAAUCCAUGAGGCGUAAGAGUUCUCGAACAAAAAGACAGAUUUAUAACAAGUUGAACCAGUCGUAUCUGGUGAGCCCUCCAGCCCAGGAGAAGGACGUCGAUGAGCACAUGGACCAGUCUGACUUGAAGGACCAGGAUUCAGAAGACAACCAGCAGUUUUCAGACAUGUACAGCAGAGUGAAAAGGAAACGUGUGCAAGUCAAGAGGAACAUGUAUGGAGUGCCCAUAAAUGAUGAUUCUGACUCUGAGCAAGGAGAUGAUAAAGAAAGGAACAGGAAUGAUAACAGUAAAGAUGAUGAGGAAGAGGAAGGUGAUGAUGACGAUGAAAGGGAGGAGGGUGAGGAGAAUGGGGACAACAGUGUUGGUUCCCGGCGUUCUUCUAAGAGGCUGAGUGGAGGGAAAAGAGAGAGAGAGCAGCCAGUGGUGAAGCAGUACUCUCUACGGGAGCACAAGCCUAGGACAGAUCUGUACAAGGCUCCUGUUGAAGAGAGAAAAAUCCGUAGGACUGAUCACUCCAUUUUUGCAUCAACGCCAACCAAGAAGAGUACAAAUCAGACGUAUCAGUCUCCUGCCCAGAGGAGAAACAAAAGAAAACGCUCAGCAUUCCACUCUGACUCCAGCUCCACUUCCUCAUCUGACAGUGAGAGUAGUGAUGAAAAGAAAUUCAAACACAGAAAAAACAAGAGUAUGGCCAAGGCAAGGAGCAGGUUGAUGCCUAUGAAUUUUUCAUCAAAUGCCUUGCCCCCAGCGGGAGUCAUCAAGGAUAGAGUCAAGUCAGGCGCCAGUCUGGCUGAUGUGGAGCCAAUGAAUAUUGACAGAAAUGUGACAUUCAACAGCAUUGGAGGUCUGGGUAAACACAUCCGUGCUUUGAAAGAGAUGGUAGUGUUCCCACUUCUUUAUGACAAGGUUUUCCAACGCUUCAAAGUGGAUCCGCCUAGAGGUGUGCUGUUCUAUGGACCACCAGGCACAGGCAAGACUCUAGUAGCUCGGGCUUUGGCCAAUGAGUGUUCCCAUGGCGACCGGAAAGUGGCUUUCUUCAUGCGUAAAGGUGCUGACUGCUUGAGCAAGUGGGUGGGCGAGUCCGAGAGGCAGCUCAGACUCUUGUUCGAUCAGGCAUACAAGUUCCGUCCCUCUAUAAUAUUCUUUGAUGAGAUUGAUGGCCUGGCCCCAGUGAGAUCAAGCCGCCAGGAUCAAAUCCACAGCUCCAUCGUGUCCACCCUGCUGGCCCUCAUGGAUGGGCUGGAUAGCCGGGGGGAGAUUGUGGUCAUCGGGGCUACCAACAGGAUUGACUCCCUCGACCCAGCCCUCAGACGACCAGGACGCUUUGACAGGGAGUUCUUGUUUCCUCUGCCUUCGCUAGAGGCAAGAACACAGAUUCUCAAGAUUCACACAGCUUGCUGGACCCCAAAACUGAAUGACCAUUUCAUCUCUCAGUUGGCAGAAAAAUGUGUGGGCUACUGUGGUGCUGAUCUCAAGGCUCUGUGCACGGAGGCAGCCAUGCUAGCCCUGCGCCGACGCUACCCACAGAUCUACAUCAGCAACGAAGCUUUACAGCUGGAUGAGUCCUCCAUCAAGGUGUCAGCUAAGGACUUCUUUGAUGCGGUGCAGAACAUAAUCCCUACCUCCCAGCGUGCAGUGAACACCCCAGCACGAGCCCUCAGUGCACGAGUGUGCCCCCUGCUUCAGCGUCAGUUGGAUCGAGUCAUGUCGCAGCUGGCUGACACCUUCCCUCCUUGCCUGGCUCAGAUCUCCUCUCUAGAUGCCGCUGCUACCUCCAGUCAAGCACAAGCUCUUGCAGAGAAUGGGGCCAUAUGGGAUGAAUUAGCCAGUGAUGAAGAAGAAGGUGCACCCUCUAUAUUUGUUACUACCCCCACUUCUAAAGGCAGCAAAGCAGCAAAAAAACACUCCGAUGAAGGAACCAGCAACUCAGAAACAGUGCCAACCUACCUCAAUUUUAUAAGCUACGCUACCAGCCGUCCUGCCACCUUCCGACCUCGCAUGUUACUCGUGGGCUGCGAGGGUCAGGGUCAGACCACCUACAUUGCACCAGCAGUAGUGCACAAGAUGGAGAGUUUACCUGUGCAUGUUUUAGAUCUGCCUGCUCUCUACGCAGUCACCGCCAAGACUCCAGAGGAGUCAUGUGCUAAUGUGUUCCAUGAAGCCAAGCGCAAGUGCCCCAGCAUCGUGUACCUUCCUUACAUCAACCAGUGGUGGGAGGUGAUGGCAGAGACGCUGCGGGCCACCCUGCUCACUCUCAUUCACAAUCUGGACCCCACCCUGCCCCUGCUCCUAUUGGCUACCAGUGAACAGCCUUACCACACCCUAGACCCAAUGCUUCAAUCCAUGUUCAACAAAUACUCUGGUGAAGUUGUGACCAUGAGCAAUCCAAACAGCGAAGAGCGGAAAGUUUUCUUCCAAGACCUUGUAAUGCGACAAGCCAGCAGACCCCCACCACAGAAGAAACAAGCUGAUGAAAUAGUAAAGCUAUUGGAAAAUAGUAAGAAAGCAAAGACUUGCAAUUUCUUACCAUCUAAUCACAAAAGAUUGAGAGCAAAGAGAAAUCGUAAAAUGUCAUCUCCAUUGCCAAAUUAUGUGUAUCCAUUUGGUGCUGAAAAUGUACUAGAAACUUGCAGUGUUGGGGAUAGAGCAGAGACAAAGUCUCCCAGGUGUGUUAAAAAGAUUUGGCCUAAUUCACGGCCACCCCCUGCUGACAAGGACAUGAGUGAGGGAAGGUGGCAGUGGUCCAAGAGGAAGUCCUGCAGGAGAACCCCGGGACAGUGCUCACUUGUGAAAGCGUCACCAGCCUCCACUCAUGGUAUGACCCUCAGGUCACGUGUCAAUAUACAGAGGCUUAACAGCAACCAGUCGGCCCGAGGCAGGGGCUGGAGAUGUCACAGUGUUGUUUAUACCUCACACAAGUCUGCUGUUCCAUCAAAACAAAGGGGUGCAUUCAAGGAGCCUGUUGCUCUAUCGAGGGGAGCCCAGUCUUCAAAGUCGUGUACAAGUCAUAGAGUCUGGAGCCUCUCUGACCGACACAAACGUUAUCUCCGCCGUCUUCACAAACUAGAGGAAAAGCUAGCUGAAGUAGGCCCCUCCCACACACAUGAAUGUUUUGACCCCCAAUAUCGCAACAGCCACUGCUCCCUGACCAGCAGACACCAGCGUUACGUUCGGCGUCUUGAGAAGCUACAACGGCCUUUGGGGGUCUGGGCCCAGGCUGGCAACAGAUGUAUACUGCCAAGUUCUCACAUGUCUGUGAGGUCUGCAAAGAGUUCUCACCAUAGCUCGGUAUUUUCUUGUGGCUCUUUUCAAAUGCUCUACAAGACAGAAGAAGGUGACCAUGACUAUGGAGAGUUAAGUGACGGUGACUCUGUGUUGCCGGUGAACCUGAGAGACCUGUGCCCAGACAGACUCCAGGAUGCUCCUCACUCAAGCAAACAGUGGACACGGCUGCACAGUGGGCUCCACAAAAAUAGGUGUUGUAAGACAAAACGUGUCAAGACUGAACCCACAGACUCUCUGGUGUCCAAGAGACAUCCAAGAUACAAUCUACGCCUUCAGACAUGGCUGCACCCAGGGGCUCAGCGUAUGCUGGAGGUACUUCCCAAAGCUGUGGCCAACAAACCUCGUGAGCUGAACAAGGAGGAGCUGAAGCAGCUAAUGGAGAAAGAGGAACUCACUCUGAUGGAGCUGCGCAUCUUUCUCAGGGACGUGCUCAACAAGUUGGGCGGUGACAAGAAGUUCUCCAUCUUCGCUAAACCGGUUGACAUUGAUGAUGCACCAGACUACUAUGAGGUCAUAGAGCAGCCUAUGGACCUGUCUACAAUGAUGUCUAAGAUUGACCUCCAUGAGUAUGGAACGGUCUCAGCCUUCAUGAAAGAUAUUGACCUGGUCUGCUCUAACGCUCUGGAGUACAACCCAAACAGGGGCCCAAUGGAUCGGGUCAUAAGACAUAGAGCAUGUGCUUUGAAGGACACAGCCUACGCAAUCAUCCGGACAGAGCUUGACAAAGACUUUGAAAAAAUGUGCAUGGAAAUUGAAGAGUCCAGAAAGAGAAGAGGUCAAAAAUCUUUGGAUGUCCCCAACUUUUACUACACAAAGCCAGUGAACCAACAGGGCUCAUCACGAGCUCAGCAGUCUGGCAGCUUGCCCAGCUACCUGGAGAACCCCAAGCCUGUGCGCACCAUACACAAACCCGAGGGAGAGCGGUACAGCCGCAGGGUACGAGGUUUGAACAUUGACCCCACUCCGGCCCUGGAGUCUGUGGAGAAAGUGUACCGCGCUGCUCGUUCGGGCUCCUCCCCGACCAGAGACAAUAAGAACAACUCCAGUGGGGGCACUGAGCUGGAGGGCAACACACCGGGGCAAAGUCUGGAGACUGAGGUAGACAAGGCUGUUGGAGAGUCUAAUGUCAGCAAAGAUGUGAAGCCUAACCCCGCCCCCAAAAAGAGUCAUAUCAGCAGCGGUAGCAGCAAGUCCCAGCCCAGCAGUGCCAACCCUAAGAGGUCGAGGACCACCAAGUGUGUGUGGUGUAAGCCCAAGCGCAAGCGUCCUCGUCUCAUGUUUUCCCGUCACCCACUCAGACGGAAGAGUAUGGAGGAGGAGACAGAGGUUGACCUGAGCCAGGGGGAGGAGGACAGCCGUGUCACAGAGGCAGCCACACCCACUGGUCGGCCAAGUGCCACCACUGUCACGCCUUGUUCCACUACCACUACCACCACUGUCACGCCUUGUUCCACUACCACUACCACCACUGUCACGCCUUGUUCCACUACCACCACCACUGCAGUAGAACAGCAGCUUAGCAUUGAAGUCUCAGAACACAGCAGUGAGUCCAAAGAACUGAAAAGUCCUCAGCGCGUGUCCAGCCGUCUGCGCAGUCCUGUACUGGGCAAUCCUGUUGGGGUUACCACACGUCGGAGCAGCAUGAGCCCCCGCGGGGCUGGCUCUGUAGUGGGGAGCCCAACUACCUCUGGUGCUGUGGAGGCCAGCCUGGUGGAGGAGGAGGAGGAGGAGGUAGUAGACACACUGGCAACUCCAGUGCAGGAGGAAACAAACUCUUCCGCUCAAGCCCUGCUCUCCUCUUCUCAAAACAAAGUAGCUAGUCAAGAGAGAGAGCCUCUGGUGUUGCCCUCUACCUCUGUGAGCCCUGUGUGUGGAGAGAAGCGCAGCGUGGUCAAGCGUCUGGACCUGGAGGCUGUGACGGUGGACAGUGGUGUGGGCAGCUCAGUGGACAGUAAUGGAGACUCGCGUGACAGCCUGGAGCACAGUUCUAAAGAGGCGCCCUGUAAGACACCGGAGACUCAAGAAAUAAAUGAUACCAACCAGAACUGUAAUGCUGAGCUGAAGCUACGGGCCAAUGCCAUCCUCCAGGAGAGUCCCCAGAAGCUGGUGGUGGACACCCAGCGGCUCCAGGCUUUGCUGCAGAGACUGGUGACCCGCACGGAGGGCUUCACAGUGGAGGGUUUGGAGAAACUGUACAGUCACCUCAGCCAGGUCAUCUACAGGCACCGGCAUGAGUACAACAGGACCACCAUGAUCCUGAAUCUUGAGAAGAAAGCGGAAGAGCUGACGAGACCUGUCCCAUCAACAUCAUCCUCUCUGGGUCAUUCCAGCGCAAGUGCUUACUGUUGACCUGCACCACCAGCCAUCGGUGCCCUCUGUGAAGGAUCUGACUGUUGUUAAACGUUUUGAUUCACUUCUGGCAUUCAGGGAGAUUUUUAUUUAUUAUACUAUGUUACCGGUAUAUUCUAUCAGGGGAUGUGUGGUCUUUGAUGGCUCUUGUUAGGAACUCAACGUCUUUCUGUAGUCCAUACUAUCGCUCACCUUGCUUUGUGUCCCCUGCCUGUUGGCAGCAAUGGGAGUGUCUUGUAAACAGUGACAGUAACUUUUUCUUUUCUUUUUUUUUUUUUCCCCCCAUUGUAUUGAUCCCUCAAUGUCAACUUGAGUGUGUGUAGUGUGGGUAAUACUGCCAUUCUAGUUUGCGUCUAGAGAAUGAGUCUACUUAGUUUGCGUCUAGAGAAUGAGUCUACCUAGUUUGCGUCUAGGGAAUGAGUCUACCUAGUUUGCGUCUAGAGAAUGAGUCUACUGCAGUGCUCUGGCUGUCUGUAGAUUUCCUUGACAAGUUAUUUUUUCCCCAGUGUGAGAUGACUUUCUCCCUCAGUUGGACUUGCUCAGGUUGUCACCUGAACAUGCCAGCACUUUGCAUCAACCCUCCAAAGUUUUAUUUUGUUUGUUGUCUUACACAGCCUGUUCUGACAUUUCCUUGACCGUUUAGUUUAGACAGAAAAUGUGCUCAAGAUGGCCACUUUAGCAGUAGACAUAGCUUCACAUUCUCUGGUUGCCUGUCAAGUCCUUAGUUAUUGUGUGGAGCUUCAAUUUGUGUUUACCCAUUCCAUUGGGAAAGACCUGUCCGAAAUUGAACCACAUGUCAUGGACUACAACUUUUUUUCCUAUUGUAGAGUGGCCGUCUUGUGCAGACGUAGCUGUAUUAUUUUUUUGUUGCAUUGCCACCAGAGACCUUGUGUAUGUUGAGUGUAUUCAAUGAGAAGCAAGUAUUUGUGAGGAGUUUUUAUGUUUGCCAGUUCUUUUGAGAGAGUCAGGUGAUUGUUUUGUCAAAUUAACUUGCUGCCUCUAUGAUUGUCUCUUUUUACAUGAAAUGUUUUUUUGUAACAGCUCCUGAGACUUUUUGUCUGUUAGUGUGUGUGUGGCUGUAUGUUUUAUUUGAAAAAAUAUGUUCAUUUCUCAUGUACUCUGCACUGUCUUAGUAACUCGCACCAACUCCUGAAUACAUUGGUCAAAGUGAUGAUGAUGAUGCCUGACUGGGUUACUGGUGCCAGGUUUAACUCAGCACCUUCCCUGUUGACCUUUUUUUUCUUUUGAAUGAUACUUCCAGAUUGUUCACACUCUGGCACGUGCUUUAGCUUUUGGAUACAGAAGAUCACAAACUGUGUGUUUGCCUUGUUUAGAAAUGUGUGUUCCACCUUUCCUAUGGCAGCAAAACACUGGACACCUGUAGACCUUCAGGCUGAGGCAAAAGCCCUGCCUCCAAGCCCAGAACUAUCCUGCACUCCUUCAAGGCAGCUCUGUGGAAUGCCCGAGUUGUCUGCUUCACUAUUCUGCUUCCUUGUUUGCGUAUGCCUGCUGGGGCUGGGCCCUGGCCCCAGUCUGUUGGUUCUUACAGCUGUCACUGUUUGUUCUUUGUUCUUCCUCCCCGUGAGACCAGGGGAUGACUGGUCUGUGUGCUAGUGGUGUGGCCUGGAUGGUGGUUGUGUUUGUGUGCUCGUGUGGGUGUUGGACCAGGCCAACGGGCCACUCUUUGCCUCCUUGAAAUACUGCCAGACUUUCUUAAUAUAUUAUAUAAUAUAUAUAUUAAUGUCUUAAUAUCCUAAAGGCAAGCAUUAUUGUACUGUCAAUGCAACCGUGUGAUGCACCUUAGGUUAUCAUAUUGUCAGCUCAAUGUUAUGGGAUGUCGUUUAUGUUGGUUCUCUGUAUGAGUGAGUGUGACUAGUUUGUAUCACUAUGUUUUAGGAUGAGGUCAACUGGUGUGUGUGUCUCUGUGAUUGUUUGUUGUGUAUAAACUGGUGCUGUGAUGUGGUAGUGCCUAGCUGGAGAGAAAGCUGGUUAGGAACAUGGCCUUUGUCGUGACUUGUUAGUUUUUCAUCUUGAACAAUGCUCAGCUGCUUCUGCAUAAUCCAGGUGCAUUCUCCACUCCUGGCAUGCGACACGGACUUGUAGGUGGACAGUAGGGUGCCAGUGAUGUCUAAACACAGGCACAGGUCAAAGCCGGUCUUUUCUUUAGUUCCUUUAACUGCUUGUUGAACGGCUGACAGAACAUUUGUGUUUCAGAAUAAGCUUGUCUGCUUAAUUUGGUUGCCCUCCUGCUGCAAGAGUAGCUUUAGUCUAUCGUCAUGUUGUUCAGGGCUGUGGGUUCAGCUGACACCUUUGGUUGUGUAGUAGAGGAUGACUUGGCUCAUGAUGAGCUUCCAUGACAAGAGUGGACGACAGAUAUUGGUUUGUUGAGUGGGAGGCUUCUGAUUGUCUUUUGUUUUCCCCUGACCUCAUUGGCAGCUUCUAUUCUACUGAUCUCAGCCUUUCUGGCCAAGAACCGCCGUGUCUUGUCUGUCUGUGCAGGCAGGCUACAAGGGAAUGGAACAGCAAAGAGAACCAUGAUUUCUACCAGACUGACAUGAUCUACUAGACAUAAAUUCAUCUUGAGGUGUGCCAGGUUUUGUGUGUUGGGAUAUACCACACCUGUCUGAAGGCACAUGGGAGAGAAAAUUUUUCUAUUAAAGAAUCUAUAACAGGUUUUGCUAUCCAGUACGGCAUGUUUAUUCUAGACUUUGUAAAGUUUUACACUAAUUUAUUCACUUGUAGAAACCUUUCCCCUUAUCCUUGAAAGGCAGGGAGAUUUUUCUUGUUGUGCAUGUUUGUAUGCAUAACCAUGAUGGUGUUGUUGUAUUGUACAGAUGUUGGGUGUCUGGGAUUGUUUGCCCUCCUUGGGUGCCUUGUAGACAGACUGGUCAAACUAUGCUCUCAGGAUAGGUUUUGUCUGUGUGUCUAUACUGUUGUGCUAUGACUAGGAUGAGUAGUGUGUGUGUGUGUGUUUGUACCUGUCAGUCUGGACAUUGAAUAAAUGCUUUAUGUUUUUUCA
Molecule: messenger RNA, 9195 nt
Organism: Aplysia californica (California sea hare)
Lineage: Eukaryota; Metazoa; Mollusca; Gastropoda; Aplysiida; Aplysiidae
Product: ATPase family AAA domain-containing protein 2
Exons: 30
Coding region: 81-6176 (2031 amino acids)
Biological process (GO): positive regulation of transcription by RNA polymerase II
Cellular component (GO): nucleus
Molecular function (GO): ATP binding; chromatin binding; histone binding
Source: RefSeq, a predicted model, not a curated record